CCCAGCAACUCCGAGGUCUCCUGGCCUUCUUCCUUCCCACAUGCCACAACACACACGAACACGCAAAAUCGAAAAAGAAAGUCGGGCGGCCGCCGCCGCCAUCUCCGGUUACCAUCGGUGGCCUCAAGCACGCGGCGGCGCCGUCACGUGGAUUCCUUCUUCUACGGCAGCAAUCCUCCUCCCCGUCACCGGCCAGAUGGGGGCAUGUAGGACGGCUUCUACGUGUUCACCGGACGAGGCUCAAGGCAUGCAUGUGUUCGAUAUCUUGGGCUACAGCAAGCACAUGGGCAUGGGCAAAGACCCCGAUAGCUUCAUAAGAUCCAGGAUUUUCACUGUCGGCGGCCACGACUGGGCCAUCCGCUUCUACCCUGAUGGAUACGGUAAAGCAUGCCCAGAUUACAUCUCAGUUUAUCUCGAGCUUAUGAGUAACAGCACUAAAGUCCGGGCAUCCUGCGACCUGAGGCUAGUCGACCACUGCACCGGGUCAUCAUCUUCAGUGCAUAAAACGGGACCCAGGAUUUUCAAUUCCGGUGAUGCUACUAAGUUUGCUCCACCUCAUUCUUCUUUCAAAAAGCGAAACGAGAUCGAGGGAUCAACUUACCUCAGGGAUGAUCGCCUGACGAUAGAAUGCAUGGUCACUGUUAUAAAAAAGCCACAUGUUGCCGAUACCAAGCCAUUGCCCAAGAUCGACAUGCCACCAUCUGACAUGACUGCACAUGUUGGCAGGCUGCUGGAAGAAAAGGAGGGAUUUGAUGUUAGUUUCAUUGUUGGGGAAGAGACCAUUGACGCGCAUAGGUUCGUUCUCGCUAUGCGGUCGCCUGUUCUGAAAGCAGAGCUCUACGGGCCGAUGAGGGAGGCGAGGCCUGGGCAGUGCAUAACCAUCAAGGACAUGCAACCUGCCGUUUUCAAGGCCCUGCUCCAUUUCAUCUAUACCGACUCUUUGCCGGGAGACAUGGAUCUUGAGGGAGAUGAGGAUACUGACAUGGUCCGGCUUUUGCUAGUGGCUGCAGAUAGAUAUGCCAUGGAGAGGCUCAAGCUGGUUUGCCAAAGCAUCCUUUGUGACGAUCUGAAUGCAGACACCGUGGCAACCACACUGGCUUUAGCUGACCAACAUAACUGCCACAAGCUUAAGGAUGCUUGCCUUGAAUUUAUGGAAAUGUCAGAUGACAUGGAUGCUGUGGUGGCAACCCAAGGCUUCAAGGAUGUCAAGGCGACUUGCCCAUCUCUCAUAGUGGACGCAUUGGAGAAGAGAAGAAAGUUUCGUAAAGCAUGAGCAGCUACAUAGGUAGAAUUGCCAAAUCAUAUAAACUGCUUGUCGGUAUUUGAUAAAUUUCUUGUACCCACUUGCCGUAGUGAUGGUAAACUCAAUGCUAGAUGGAUCUCUGAAUAGUUAGGUUGAUUUUCAAGUCAUAUGGAUGAUAUGAAUGUUCUCGUAGAUGAACCCAGAUUUGUAUUCAUCAUAUUGCUGAUUUUAUC
Triticum aestivum (bread wheat) is the source of this 1476-nucleotide messenger RNA. Its product is annotated as BTB/POZ and MATH domain-containing protein 1-like. Gene Ontology annotation, biological process: protein ubiquitination. The transcript has 2 exons. NCBI's taxonomy places the organism in Eukaryota, Viridiplantae, Streptophyta, Magnoliopsida, Poales, Poaceae. The record is from RefSeq and is a predicted model, not a curated record. The coding region runs from base 41 to 1273 and encodes 410 amino acids. Gene Ontology annotation, molecular function: protein binding.